CAGCACACUUAGCGCUGGGGUUAGCUAGUCGUAUAAAGCGUCCCAGCGCCCUGCUCACCAUCACACGUGAUAAAACGGUCUCGAAGGAGGAGGUACAAUACUUUUAGCAGCUGCCCGCACUUUGAGGCAAUGGCAGGGCUAAUGUUUGGUGUUUUACGAUGGGUAGUGCUAAUGACAUGUAUAUGGAGUACAACCUCAAAACCAAGUGGUUUUCCUAAAGACAAACCACAAAACGAUGCGGUAACUGCAAGCUGGUUUAGGAUGUUUAACGCAAAAUUCAGACUUUUGGAGAGAAAAAUAGAUUUGGAUUUUAAAAUUCUAGGACAAACUCUCAGAGAAGAGCUAAAAGGCAGGACACCGGGCGGUUGCAGCGGUUGCGACACGCGUUUGCCGAACAAUGACGGAAUGGAGGAGGCCAUUGCUCAACUCAAAUUUGAAAUACAAACACUACAAGUUGAUAUGAAGCAAAUGGCUUCAAAUCAAUUGCUGUUUGAAGCAAGCUUCUUGUUAUCUUUGGAAAACAGUACUGCUACAUUGCAGAACAAGUUUGAUGACGUUUCCGAAGUUUUAGAAGAAGUAUCGACCAACGUUGAUAGUUUGAACACUUCUAUCUCCGCCUUGUCCGAUACAAUCGACAACCUGGCCGACGAAAAUAGAGUGACCACAACAACUCCCACACCAACUCAGCGUGGAAGCGUACGUCUUGCGGAAGGUCCAUCGGUGUCAGAGGGACGUCUGGAGAUGUACUACAAUGAACAGUGGGGAAGUGUGUGCGGGAAACACUUCACCCUUAACGAGCUAAUAGUGUCUUGUAGACAGAUGGGUUUCAGACAGGGGAGCUAUGAUUUCGGAUUUAAUGUGGGCACGGGACCGGUAUGGGGCCCAUUCUAUUGCUCUGAGUCUAGGACCGAGAGUAGCCUGUUGGACUGUCGACAUAGUAUGGACGACGGUGAUAUAGAAUGUAACCACGGACAGGAUGUGUGGGUGGUCUGUCAGCCGGACACAGUGCCCACCACACCAAGUGCCGCCGAGGGUGAUGUUCGUCUCAUUAAUACCAAGGACGGUACAGUCGGAGCUGGGAGAGUAGAAAUCUACCACAAUGAUGUCUGGGGAACAGUGUGUGAUGACAACUUUGAUCAGGAUAAUGCACUUGUCGUAUGUAGACAGUUAGGGUACAGUGGUGCCAUAACGGUUCGCGGAGAAGGGUUUUACGGCCAGGGAAGCGGACCAACAUGGAUGGAUGACGUCAACUGUAACGGGGACGAGAGUCAGUUGGCAAAUUGUCCCUUUGCGGGAUGGGAAGUGGAAGACUGUUCUCACGGGGAGGAUGUAGGAGUUGAAUGUGAGACGUACGACGCUACCUCCACCACUACUACGCCAACACCACCUGAUGGUGAAGGACAAAUCCGACUGGUGAAUGGCGACUCUCAUUUUGAAGGCCGGGUCGAGGUUUACCACUCUGGAUCCUGGGGCACAGUAUGUGACGACGGAUGGGACAACAAUGAUGCUAUGGUGGUCUGUCGACAAUUAGGAUACGGGGGCGGUACAUUCACGCGAGAAGCAAGCUUUGGAGAGGGAAGGGAGCCAACAUGGAUGGACGAUGUGGCAUGCGUUGGAACAGAGUCAAGAUUAGAUGAGUGUCCGUUUUCAGGAUGGGGGAUUGAGAACUGCGGACACAGUGAGGACGCGGGUGUCAGAUGUACACCUCCGCCGUCAACACAGGAACCACCAACCACCACGCCACGAGGAGGUGACGGGAGAGUACGUUUGGUAGGAGGGUCAAAUGACCGAGAGGGGCGCGUGGAGGUGUUCCACGAUAAUGAGUGGGGGACGAUCUGUGACGAUUACUGGGACACUGUAGACGCUACGGUCGUGUGUAGGAUGCUUGGAUACACAGAAGGGAUUCACAAGACAGAGGGCUAUUUUGGUGCCGGAACUGGCCAGAUUUGGUUGGACAAUGUUCAGUGUACUGGAAGCGAGACAGACAUUGGUUUGUGCGAACACAGAGGCUGGGGAAUCGAGGAUUGCGGUCAUAGUGAAGAUGCGGGUGUUAUUUGCACAGGUGGUGGCGGGGAAGGGGGUGUUAAUAUACGUCUGGUGAACGGUAACGCUGAUUCCGGGCGAGUGGAGGUAUUCCACGACGGUCGCUGGGGAACAGUUUGCGACGACUCAUGGGAUGACAAUGAUGCUGCUGUUGUUUGCCGGAUGCUUGGACUAAGCUUGCCAGGAGUGGCUCACAGGGAAGCUGCCUUUGGCCAAGGUGUAGAACCCACAUGGAUGGACGACGUGCAAUGUACGGGAACAGAGUCGUCCAUAUUCGACUGUACGUUUGGUGGAUGGGGAGUGGAGAACUGCGGACACAGCGAGGAUGCAGGAGUGAGCUGCGGAAGCAGUGGUGGCAGUGUAGACAUACGUCUUGUGAAUGGCCCGACAAGACACGAGGGAAGGGUUGAGGUGAAUCAUGAUGAGCGCUGGGGUACAGUUUGUGAUGAUGGAUGGAACAAUGCGGAUGCCAUGGUUGUCUGUAGGAUGCUGGGAUACAGUGGGGGCGUUGGCAGAGCAUAUAGCGAAGCCCAUUAUGGCGAGGGAUCGGAGCCAACCUGGAUGGACAACGUGGACUGUACUGGAGGCGAAACGAGUUUAUUUGACUGUCCCUUCCCAGGCUGGGGUGUGGAAAAUUGUGGACAUAGCGAGGAUGCUGGUGUAUCAUGUUUAGGCUCAAAUGCGACCACCUCGCCGCCCGUUUCCACGACGACUCCAAGCGAUAGUAACGGAAUGGAAGGAUCUAUCCGCUUGGUCGGCACUGGCAGCAGUGACACAGUAGGGCGGGUGGAGAUCUAUCACAGUGGACAGUGGGGAACUGUGUGUGAUGAUGGCUGGGACAAGAACGAUGCACUUGUCGUCUGUAGACAGUUGGGACAUGGGGAUGGUAAACCAAUGCCACAAGCUCGCUACGGGGAGGGGACUGGACAAAUAUGGAUGGAUGAUGUAGGUUGCACUGGAUCUGAAACCACCCUAUCUGACUGUUCCUUUCCUGGCUGGGGUGUGGAGAACUGUGGUCAUGGGGAAGAUGCGGGUGUCGUCUGUGAAGAAGUUGAGGAACCGUUAUUUGAAGGCAUUCGACUCGUUGACGGCAACAUGACUAGAGAAGGACGUGUGGAGAUCAACAGAAACGGAACUUGGGGCACCAUUUGCGACGACGACUUCGAUGAUAAAGCGGCGCGAGUUGUCUGCCGCAUGUUAGGACGGAGUGGCGGAACAUAUUUUGCCGAAGCUGCGUUUGGUCCGGGAUCCGGACCAAUCUGGAUGGAUGAUAUACGGUGCAGCGGUACAGAAGAGACUCUUUUCCAGUGCCGAUUCCGCGGAUUCGGUGAUACCAACUGUGGACAUGAUGAGGACGCCGGUGUAAGAUGUGGUCAUUUCAAUGACACCAUACCUGAGCCCGAACCACACACGACGACACCUGUUACGUAUCCAGAUUACACAUCAACAACCAUGCGGUCCACCACGACACCGAUGUCUAAUUCAACGGUUAGUGACGGAACUGUACGACUAGUAAAUGGCGGGACGGAAUAUGAAGGCCGUGUAGAAAUAUAUCACAAUGGAGUCUGGGGAACGGUAUGUGACGACAGUUGGGGAGUAGCUGACGCCAGAGUUGUUUGUAGAGAGCUAGGAUUCAGUGGUGGCACCGCUAGAAAAGAGGCCGCCUUCGGGCAAGGCUCAGAACCAACAUGGUUAGAUGAUGUUGGCUGUGAGGGUUCCGAAUCUAGAUUGGCAGAUUGUUCAUCUCGAGGAUGGGGGGUUGAAAACUGUGGUCAUGGCGAGGAUGCCGGCGUAGAGUGUACGCCUCCACUGUCCACAUCAACUGCGCAACCGACAUCUCAACCGUCACCGCAAGAGGGAGAUUUACGUCUAGUCAAUGGUCUGUCUGCUUUGGAGGGACGAGUUGAAGUAUAUCACGCUGGUCAGUGGGGAACGGUCUGUGACGACCUUUGGACCAUGAACAAUACUGAUGUUGUGUGCAGACAGCUAGGACACAGGUCAGUGAGUUUUGAGAAGAACGGACCUUACGGCGAAGGCAGUGAACCAACAUGGAUGGACAACGUCGAAUGCCGAGGGGACGAACAGAGGCUUAUUGACUGUACUUUUGGAGGAUGGCAAAAUGAAAACUGUGGCCAUAGUGAGGACGUAGGAGUAAGGUGUCAACUGAUUGAGGAGACGACUACACCAGCUGUGUCUACACUAUCACCGACAGGAUCCACGGGUGCUUCGGAAGGAUCUGUUCGACUUGUAAAUGGUGGGACGCAGUAUGAGGGCCGUGUGGAAAUCUACCAUAACGAUGUCUGGGGAACGGUCUGUGAUGAUGGAUGGGACAACAACGACGCCCUAGUUGUUUGUAGACAACUUGGAUACCUCGGGGGAACUUUUACACGAGAGGCGACAUUCGGUGCUGGAUCAGAACCAACAUGGAUGGACGAUGUUGAGUGUGUUGGUGGCGAAUCAGCGUUGAUUAAUUGUCGAUUCCCAGGCUGGGGGGCAGAAAACUGUGGUCAUAGCGAGGACGCCGGUGUAAUCUGUACUCCGCCUCCGUCCACGAUUUCCACCACCACGCAGUCAACACUCCAAGGAACUGUACGGCUGGUUAAUGGUGGCACCCAGUACGAAGGUCGAGUAGAAAUUUACCAUAAUGGUGUCUGGGGUACGGUCUGUGAUGACUUAUGGGAAGACGUCGAUGCCAGAGUUGUAUGUAGACAGCUUGGAUACAGUGGAGGAACGUUCAGACGAGAAGCGCAUUUCGGUUCUGGUUCAGAACCAACAUGGCUGGACGAUGUGGCAUGUUAUGGGAACGAAUCAAGGCUGAUGGAUUGUGGUUUUCCAGGAUGGGGGAUAGAGAACUGUGGUCACAGCGAGGAUGCCGGUGUAGUGUGUCACCCCCCGCCCUCGCCACCGUCCACUAUGACGAUUCCAUACUCUACCACGCAAUCAGCAGCCAAGGAGGGUGAUCUACGUCUUGUUGACGGUCCGUCUGAGAUGGAAGGUCGAGUGGAGGUGUACCACGCGGGACAAUGGGGGACAGUCUGUGACGAUGAAUGGGGCAUGAACAAUGCACGUGUUGUGUGUAACCAGCUAGGAUACAGCCCGCUUGGUUUUAAGACGGAAGCAUAUUACGGUGAAGGCAUAGAACCAACAUGGAUGGAUAGCGUCAAUUGCAAAGGGAACGAGACCAGACUUAUUGACUGUAAUUUUGGAGGAUGGCAAAACGAAAACUGUGGUCAUAGUGAGGACGUAGGAGUAAAGUGUGAACAGAGUGGGGGGACAACUACUCCAGAAAUGACCACCGAGGUUGUCACAACAUCAGCUCCUAUAAAUUCCUCCACAGAGAAUUUGGAAGGAUCUGUACGGCUGGUUAAUGGUGGCACCCAGUACGAGGGUCGAGUAGAAAUUUACCAUAAUGGUGUCUGGGGUACGGUCUGUGACGAUUUAUGGGGAGACGUCGAUGCCAGAGUUGUAUGUAGACAGCUUGGAUACAGUGGAGGAACGUUCAGACGAGAAGCGCAUUUCGGUUCUGGUUCAGAACCAACAUGGCUGGACGAUGUGGCAUGUUCUGGGAACGAAUCAAGGCUGAUGGAUUGUGGUUUUCCAGGAUGGGGGAUAGAGAACUGUGGUCACAGCGAGGAUGCCGGUGUAGUGUGUCAACCCCCGACCUCGCCACCGUCCACUAUGACGAUUCCAUACUCUACCACGCAAUCAGCAGCCAAGGAGGGUGAUCUACGUCUUGUUGAAGGUCCGUCUGAGAUGGAAGGUCGAGUGGAGGUGUACCACGCGGGACAAUGGGGGACAGUCUGUGACGAUGAAUGGGGCAUGAACAAUGCACGUGUUGUGUGUAACCAGCUAGGAUACAGCCCGCUUGGUUUUAAGACGGAAGCAUAUUACGGUGAAGGCAUAGAACCAACGUGGAUGGAUAGCGUCAAUUGCAAAGGGAACGAGACCAGACUUAUUGACUGUAAUUUUGGAGGAUGGCAAAACGAAAACUGUGGUCAUAGUGAGGACGUAGGGGUUAAGUGUGAACAGAGUGGGGGGAAACCUACUCCAGAAAUGACCACCGAGGUUGUCACAACAUCAGCUCCUAUAAGUUCCUCCACGGAGAAUUUGGAAGGAUCUGUACGGCUGGUUAAUGGUGGCACCCAGUACGAGGGUCGAGUAGAAAUUUACCAUAAUGGUUUCUGGGGUACGGUCUGUGACGAUUUAUGGGGAGACGUCGAUGCCAGAGUUGUAUGUAGACAGCUUGGAUACAGUGGAGGAACGUUCAGACGAGAAGCGUAUUUCGGUUCUGGAUCAGAACCAACAUGGCUGGACGAUGUGGCAUGUUCUGGGAACGAAUCAAGGCUGAUGGAUUGUAGUUUUCCAGGAUGGGGGACAGAGAACUGUGGUCACAGCGAGGAUGCCGGUGUAGUGUGUCACCCCCCGCCCUCGCCACCGUCCACUAUGACGAUUCCAUACUCUACCACGCAAUCAGCAGCCAAGGACGGGGAUAUACGUCUAGUCAACGGUUUAUCUGAGCUGGAGGGUCGAGUGGAAAUAUACCACUCGGGACAGUGGGGGACGGUCUGUGAUGAUGAAUGGGACAUGGAAAAUACACGUGUUGUGUGUAACCAGCUAGGAUACACUCCCGUGAAUUACGCUAAGGAAGCAUAUUACGGUUCUGGUAUUGAACCAACAUGGAUGGACAAUGUCAAUUGCCAAGGGGACGAGGAAAGACUGGUGGACUGUCCUUUCCCAGGAUGGCAAGCUGAGAACUGUGGUCAUGGUGAGGAUGUAGGAGUGAAGUGUGAGCAUAGAGGGGAGACAACAACUCCCGUGUUCAACACCUCUACCACUACAACGGAGGUUCCAGCAAGUUCAACCGAGACUUUUGAAGGAUCCGUGCGAUUAGUGAAUGGAGGGAAUGAGUACGAGGGCCGUAUCGAAAUUUACCAUGACGGAGUCUGGGGUACGGUCUGUGACGACGGUUGGGGAGACGACGAUGCCAGAGUUGUUUGUAGACAGCUAGGAUACAGGGGAGGCAGCUUUAGAAGAGAAGCUGCAUUUGGUGCUGGGUCAGAACCAACCUGGCUGGAUGACGUUAGCUGCGACGGCGACGAAUCUAGACUGGCGGAUUGUGUGUCUAAUGGAUGGGGACAAGAGAAUUGUGGCCAUAUGGAAGAUGCUGGUGUGGUGUGUUUACCACCCGUUUCUACUACUGCGUCGCCAGAGCCAGAGAUGACACCGACACAAGAGCCAGAAUGGACGCCGGAGCCAGAAGGGACACCAGAGCCAGAAUCUUGCGCUCAAGAGACGGACUAUCCAUGUGUAUCUAAUGACCAGUGUGUUCCCAUGGCAGUGCUAUGUGAUGGGCAGAAAGACUGCAGAGAUGGGUCGGAUGAGGUUCCAUGCAAUAAUUAUCAGAACAUGACUGUACCAACUGGAUCAUCUGUAGACUUCACCUGUGCAUCAAACUACUCCCUUCAAAACAUAGUGGUAUCAUGGCAUUAUAGAGCAGUUAACAGCUCGGAUAUGAAGCUAAUUGCUGUGGACACAUUCAUCAUUACUACGGGGGAAUUCUUUGUUACCAAGAUUAACGAACGCCUCAAUAUUUUACGUCUGGAAAAUGCAACAGAACAAAGUUCAGGGGAAUACGUGUGUAAAACAGAAAGAGAAAGGAUAGCGUCACACAAUUUGAUUGUUACAGGGGAGAUCACUGAGAACACUACAGGAAAAAUGUGUGAUAUCCAGGCAGUGUUGAACUGUGUAGAGCCCGUCACCGAUUUUGGAAAUAUUGGCGGAGAUCUAGAUGACGCCAGGCGAAUUUGCAAUACCAUCUACCCAGACCUUAUCUCCUGUAUCAAUAAUCUACCAACUUCAUGUAUUGCUGAGUCUAUGUACACACAAAUAGAGAUGGCCAAACAGCAACUUGAAACAAUCUGUCAAAUGAUUGGUGGGAACACAGGCAACGACACAGAUGAAGAAACUGGAGGACAACCAUGUGCUACCCAGGCAAUACUGAGUUGCAUAGAGCCUGUCACCAACAUCGGUAAUAUGGGAGAGAAUUUAGAUGAGGCCAUUCGAAUUUGUAGAACCGUUUUCCCGAAAUUUGUUUCGUGUGUUGAUAACCUACCCACUUCCUGUACAAGUAAUCCUAUGUUUACACAAAUGCAGAUUGUAAUGCAGCAACUCGAGCCAGCCUGUCAAAUGAUUGGUAAUACUGGCAACACUGGUGAGGGCAAUGGCGACACACCGUGUAAUAUCAAGGAAGCGCUGCAGUGCAUAGCGCCUCUGUCCGAAAUAGGCAAUGUCGCGGAUAAUCAAGAGGAAUUAAUUCGCAUUUGCAGUACUAUCUUCCCUAACGUGACUUCAUGUGUUGAUAACCUACCUCCAGCCUGUUCCGCUGACCCCAUGUUCUCGCAGAUAGAGGUCGCCAGACAGCAACUACAAUCAGUUUGUCAAGUGAUAACAACUUGUAAUUUGCCUGCAAUGGUGGAAUGCUUAACUCCGCUCACACCUCUGGAGUUAUUAGAAGGAAACGAAACUGGCGGCCACUUUCUAGUGGAGAGAUACUGUGGGAUCAUAGAGCAGUUUAAGAAUUGUUCCAGAAGAACACCGCCUGGCUGUCAAAACAUGAUACCUUAUGAUGCAUUCCUUACAGAAGCUGUGUGUGGAAGUGAUACCAGAAAUGACACAUGCAACGUCCCUGAGGUUCUUCGAUGUUCGAUACCAGUGACCAUGUUUGUAUUGAAAAAAACAUUCGGAAUGGUUCCACAAGAGGGUGAUGAUUGCAGGAUAAUGGAAACUUUCCUGACAUGCACUCGACCCUUCCGCACCGAAUGUAUCCCAAAUCGUGUUAUAAUAGAGAGAAUAAGCAACAUGAUCAACGUUUUAGAUACAGAGAACUGUGGGCCACCAGCUACGACUCCUCAGCCAUGCACUCAUGCUGAUAUUCAGAAUGGAGAGGUUUUACUGUGGCCAAACUAUCCAUUUAGUGCAUCGAGUACAGAGACAAUAGAAGAAUGCGUUGAAGCUGUGUGUCGCCCACCUUUGUAUGGUACAAUAACAGAAGCAGGAAUUUCACGAAGGUUAUCUGAAGACGAAGACCGUGGCUUUGAUUGUAGAUCCUACGACAAAGGAUCAAUCGCAGCCGUUCUAGAGAACCCGGGCAGUACAUUCCAUAAAUGUAUUUGUGAAGGUUACACCUGUGGACUAGGAUCGACGAGGUGCCCCGUCUCCGGAGAAUGUAUAGUCAAUGAAAAUGUAUGUGAUAAUCAACCCGACUGUAAUGAUCAGUCAGACGAGGCUAACUGUGAUGAAGUGAUGAUCAAAACAGAACGUGAUAGCAGUGGGAUUGUGAUGAUGAAGUAUCGCUCACUAACAACACUGGUGUGUGAUGAUGGCAUGAACUUCUCCAACCGUGUAGCCGAUGUGAUCUGUAAAGAGAUGGGAUUUAGGAGUGGCGUACGGUCGGCCUCGGGGAGGAAGGUACUGGAUACUCAGGCAUGGCUCACCCUUCGUUGUGAUGAGUCAGCAACACAAAUGUCUGACUGUGACCAAGAGUGGCUGGUGUCUCGAUACGCAUGCGCUGAUAUGAAGAUUGUUGGCAUUGCGCUGGUGUGCCUCUUUGUCGGGUGUAAUGUGACAUUUGCUGAUAUUGACAUUGAUGACGCGUCAUCACUCAUACUGCCUUUCGGACUCAUUGCCUUGUCUACGCAACCCCAGCUGUUCGGAGGCGUGAACACAAUCGGAUCCGGGUACGAAUCACCGUUCAAUGGAAGAGGUAUAUUGCUGAUUGCAGCGUUGUCAUUCUUGUGGUUAAAGCUUAAAGAUGACAAAUGGGAUGUAGCUUGUCUAAAGAGACGGAGAUAUAAACCGGACUUACAUACGUGUGUAGAUACAUUGUACAGUGAAGCCAUGGAGUCUGUAACGCGUGCAUUGGUAUGCGUCCUGUUAAGUGUAUCCUCCUUUGUUGGGAAUACCUUCGCUAAACCCCAGCGUGGCCAAAAUAUCCACUCUUACCGGGAGUCGAAUAUCGCAAAAAGGCAAGAUGUACAACAACUUAGUUCCGAAAUAUCUGAGCUGCAAACUGAUAUUGAGGAAUUGAGGACGCAGCAGCAGGAAUUCGAAAAUGCUUUGAACAGCAUAAAUGAGACUGUUCUUGGCCUCCAUGAAAACACGGCUCCGCCACAGACCUCAGAUAUACGAUUAGUGAACGGUGACUCUGUGUAUGAGGGACGCGUGGAGGUGUUCCAUGACGGACGCUGGGGUACUGUGUGUGACGAUGUUUGGGACAAUAGUGACGCGGCAGUGGUAUGUCGUCAACUAGGGUUCAGUGGUGGAACUGCAAGAUCCAAUGCAUAUUUUGGACGUGGAAGUCAGCCUACCUGGAUGGACGACGUCGUUUGUACAGGGUUUGAAGUCCGCCUACAGGACUGCCCGUUCAACGGUUGGGAACAAGAGAAUUGUAACCAUGGAGAAGAUGCUGGAGUGGAAUGUUAUAAUCCAUUAAGUACUACACCGGAAUCAUUAAGUACUACACCGCAACCAGCCAUUCUUCGUCUCGCAGACGGUCCCACCGAUUCUGCUGGACGGCUGGAGGUAUUCCACGACGGUGAAUGGGGCACUGUGUGUGAUGAUGCCUUUGGCAUCCAAGAUCUACGUGUUGCUUGUCGACAAUUAGGUUUCAGUGAAGUUGAAGGUCAAAGAAUUGAGAAAUUUGGUGAAGGAUAUGGACGCAUAUGGAUGGACAAUUUAGAAUGUACUGGAGAGGAGUCAGCUCUCUCGGAAUGCACAUUUAACGGCUGGGGUAGAGAGAACUGUGGCCACAAUGAAGACGUAGGCGUUGUAUGUACCAGUUUACCAACCACUACCGAAGCCCCAGCAGUAGAUCCUAGAGAUCAGAUUCGACUUGUGGGAGGCACAACACAGUACGAGGGUCGGGUCGAAUUUUUCCUCAACGGCGAGUGGGGCACUGUGUGCGAUGAUUGGUGGACUGCGACUACUGCCAGAGUCGCCUGUCGACAACUAGGCUUGAUAGGGGGAGAGGUCCACACUGAAGCAUAUUUUGGUGAAGGCACCGGACCAACUCAGUUGGACGAUGUAAAAUGUCUUGGACAUGAGGCCACCCUUCUUGAAUGUAGUCACUGGGAGGCGCCCCACGAGGAUUGUAGUCAUGGAGAGGAUGUCGGUGUAACAUGCGAACCACCCGGAGGAGCACCUGUUCCGGAAACAACACCAGUCCCCACCGCUACGCAGCCUGUCGUGACCACCACAACAUCUGGUUCCUGUGAUAUCAUGGAAGCUUUAGCCUGCCUGGACUUUAUCACAAACAUGGAUUCCUCAAGUCUUGGCAGUCCUGACGGUUUAAAUCAACUCUGCAGCAUAACGUACCCCCCGUUUAUGGCGUGUAUAGACAGUCUUCCGCAAGCCUGUAUGUCUGGGCCAGCUCGGGUUCAGAUGGAUCAACAACGCGAAAUGAUCGGGUCUAUGUGUGGUGCUCCAGGGCCGAUGACGACCCCAACUUCUGGAUCCAACACAUCACCUGGCGGGGAAGAAGGUACAUCAUGUAAUGCAAUGGCAGUCCUGGACUGCUCGAACUAUGUAACUGAUAUCAGCUUUGAUACCAUGAGCAGUCCGGAGGGAAUACGUCAACUGUGCAGUGUGAAUUACCCACAGUUUACUGAGUGUAUAGAUGCACUGCCUAGUUCAUGUAUUACCGACGAACAAGCGCUCCAAAUGGCAGAACAGCGAGAAAAUCUAGAUUCCUUAUGUGCUACAGUGGAGGGGAACUCUGGUGGUUGUUCUGUCAGCACCUUUAUGCCAUGUCUUGAGAUCGCUAUGCAAAAUCAGUCAGAAGACAUGAAUCCGGAGGUAUUAUGCAGAUCCUUCACUGAUUUCCAAGGCUGUAUAAGUAGCCUUCCAGAAUCAUGCAGUGAUGACACCACAUACAACGAGUCAGUGUUGCCUGUGCAGCAAAUGCUGCAGAGCAUGUGUCAAUAAUUCAAAAACGAAAUGAAAGAUGUCACGCUAGGGAAACUAUCAUUGUGCUGAACAAUCAACCAAAAUGAAUCCGAAACAAACGAAAUACUGUGCCGUAACUAUAACCAAAUAUUUACUACUAAUAAAACACUGACUUAUGUGUAUUCAGCGUCACGCUGAACAGACAAACUGUUAUAAAGUUUAUUUUAACUUGCAAA
Molecule: messenger RNA, 12221 nt
Organism: Mizuhopecten yessoensis (Yesso scallop)
Lineage: Eukaryota; Metazoa; Mollusca; Bivalvia; Pectinida; Pectinidae
Exons: 73
Coding region: 130-12024 (3964 amino acids)
Cellular component (GO): membrane
Molecular function (GO): protein binding
Source: RefSeq, a predicted model, not a curated record